AAAGGACGUUGCAGUUACAGCAGCUCCGGCGCCCUGGACGUCUAUGGCGAAACUCGAAAUUGAAGCUCUGCAGCCGGGCUCGAAUAUAAGCUCGACAACGUCGGAAGGAGUUUCACAAAGAAUCAAGGUCCUGGUGACUGGUGGUCUGGGUUUCGUGGGGUCGGCUAUUGUUCGAGCAUUGCAGGAGCAGCACCCAGAGUGGGUGGUAUGCAUUCUAGAUGCAGCCGAAGAUCCCAGAGGUUUGCCGGAAUACCAAGAUGACGACUAUGGGCUGCUCAGAGGAUGCUCAUAUGAGCACGUCCAGGCAGACAUCACAAACCAGAUGGAUGUGAUGGAGGCACUCGAGCGGAUAAAGCCUGAUGCUGUUGUGCAUUCGGCAGGCAUGGUUCCGCCUUUGAGCGAAAGAUACUCACGUCGUAUCGAAGCACUGGUAAGGAAGACCAAUGUCACCGGCACGCAACAUGUGGUAGGAGCAGCGAAACAGACCGGUUGCAGAGCCCUGGUUUAUACGAGUAGUUGCUGCGCUGUAGUAGAUGACAUGAGCAUGUCAUAUCCGAAUAUUGACGAGAGGUGGCCUGUGGCCGACAAGAGCUCCAUCUAUGGCGAGAGCAAGGUCGAAGCAGAAAGGAUUGUGAUUGCAGCAAACACCAAUCGUGAGCAGGCCCAGGAGUCCGCAGGUGACGACCCCACCGAGAAGAGUCUUCACCCUCGCCCCCAACGUCCGAUGCUCACCUGCGUCUUGAGGCCAUCUGUUAUCUUCGGAGAAGGAGACAAUCAGCUGAUACCUUCCAUUCACGCCUGUAUCGCGAAAGGGGAAUCUCGGUUCAUCAUUGGAGAUGGCUGUAAUCUCUGGGAUACGACGUAUGUUGGAAACGUAGCUGAUGCUCAUGUGCUCGCCCUGGAAAACCUGUUGAGUAUCCGGGCAAAGCGGAACCCAGUCGACGCCGACGAGAAGGAUGUUGUCGAAAGUGCUCGCCUCGGGGCCGGAAGCGCGGCAGGAGAGACGUUCUUCAUUCAAAACAACGAGCCCAUCUCGUUCCGAGAAUUUAGCCUUGCAGUAUGGAAAGAGUUUGGACACUACCCGCCUUGGUUGGAAAUUCGAAUUCCAGAAGGACUGGGGUGGGCCCUGGGUCUGGUCGCGGAACUUUUCACGCGAAUUUCCGGCCGGCCAUUGACCCUGUCCCGCGGUAGCGUGAUGGAUGCGGCGGCCAUGCGUUAUGCGACGGGGAACAAAGCCAGCAGGAUUCUCGGCUAUCGCCCACGAAUAGGGCUAGAAGUGGGCAUCAAGACAAGUUGCCAAGACUAUGCGCGACGCUUGCAACGACGUCAGGAACGAGCAGACGUGUGUCGAGAGCAGACGUGAAGAUAUGGCAACUUCUCGGAGAUUAUCGCCACAUCAGACUGAUCAGGUGCCUGUCGAAUGAGGUCAACUAUCCUGCUCAAGAACAAGCCAACUCGUGCUACCCCAUUGGUGUCGUGUUUGCCCCUUGACACCGUUAGGACGCCAGCUCGGGAUGGAAGCGAUAGUACCUGCCUUCUAGAAGCAAGCGAAGGUGCGCAGCGACGACCCUCACGGCGCAACUCUUCUGCUUUAGGCAUUUGGACCUAGAUCGACGGCU
Molecule: messenger RNA, 1619 nt
Organism: Exophiala xenobiotica
Lineage: Eukaryota; Fungi; Ascomycota; Eurotiomycetes; Chaetothyriales; Herpotrichiellaceae
Exons: 3
Coding region: 44-1363 (439 amino acids)
Source: RefSeq, a predicted model, not a curated record